CCUUUAAUUCCGUCGGCGCCCACCACAUGGGAGCAUAAAACCCACUGAUCUUGGCUCGGCUCUCCCAAUUCGCCCAGUUAGCAACAUGGGCUCAAAAUGGUGCGCGUUGGCGUUGGCGGUGGUGGUGCUUCUGGUGGGUUGUGUGAGGUCCAAUAUAGAGCAGGACAGGGCGGAGUGCGCGGACCAGGUGAUUGGGCUGGCCACAUGCCUGCCGUACGUGGGCGGGGCGGCCAAAGCGCCGACGCCGGACUGCUGCGGCGGCCUCAAGCUCGUGCUUCAAAAGAGUAAGAAAUGUCUUUGCGUGUUGAUAAAGGACCGUGAUGACCCCACCCUCGGCCUCAAAGUUAACCUCACUCUUGCUCUUGGACUCCCCACUGCCUGCCAUGCCCCUGCCGACAUAGCCGAAUGCGUCGACCUUCUGCAUCUGCCGCCAAACUCCCAAGAAGCCAAGGACUUUCUGGGGUCUAAAAAUAACACCACUGCUGCAACCACUCCUUCAGCAGCUGCAGCGAGUGGGAAUUCUACAAAAAGUGGAGAAAAUCCACAAGGGAAAAGUGAUGGUGGAAUGAGGAAACAAUGGUUCGGCGUGGAGAUAUUCCUUUGGUUUUUCACUUCAUUGCUUCUACUAAUUUGUAUUUGAUAGUUCAAAUUUUAGUUCUCAUCUCCAUAAUUAUGAAACUCUCUUUCAAGUUUCACCCACGUGAUUCACAACUUUGCAAAAAUAAAGUGUUUGAUCAAUUAAUCAUAAAAUCAUUUUGUCUUCG
Momordica charantia (bitter melon) is the source of this 764-nucleotide messenger RNA. RefSeq names its product non-specific lipid transfer protein GPI-anchored 6. The record is from RefSeq and is a predicted model, not a curated record. NCBI's taxonomy places the organism in Eukaryota, Viridiplantae, Streptophyta, Magnoliopsida, Cucurbitales, Cucurbitaceae.